AAAUGCCCCCAACUCCCUCCACACAUUAGCCGUUACCUUAUCGUUCAACUCUCUUUUGUUUCCCUCAAAUACACUAAAAUAAUAAUACCCUCCAUUCUUUAUUAAUUAAUCAUCAUCUUCAUCAUGGCUACCAAAUUAUUAUCCUUCACAUUAACAUCUCCACGUCCAUUCACUGCCUCUCCAGCAUUCUCUUCCUUAUCAUCAUCCACUUCUGCUUCUACACUCCAUCAUCCUAUUCAGUUCAACGCCGCCCGCCACUCUUGCCUUCGCCGCCGCCUAUUCCAGUUUCCCCCCAAAGCCACCUCCGAUCAACAGGAAGAUGCUGUUGUUGACAGUAAAAUCUUACAGUAUUGUAGCAUAGACCAAAAAGAAAAGAAAUCAAUCGGUGAACUUGAACAAGAAUUUCUUCAAGCACUUCAAGCAUUCUACUAUGAGGGAAAGGCUACUAUGUCGAAUGAAGAAUUCGAUAAUCUCAAAGAAGAACUCAUGUGGGAAGGAAGCAGUGUUGUAAUGCUAAGUUCUUCUGAGCAGAAAUUUCUGGAAGCAUCUAUUGCUUAUGUGUCUGGAAAUCCAAUCUUGACUGAUAAAGAGUUUGAUGAAUUAAAACUCAAGCUAAAGAUGGAAGGGAGUGAAAUUGUGGCCGAAGGUCCUCGGUGCAGUCUCCGUAGUAAAAAGGUUUAUAGUGACCUUACUGUUGAUUAUUUCAAGGCAUUGUUACUGAAAGUUCCAGCAACUGUGCUUGCAUUAGGAUUGUUCUUCUUUCUUGAUGAUGUAACUGGAUUUGAGAUCAACUAUCUGAUAGCGAUUCCAGAGCCUUUCAGUUUCAUCUUGACUUGGUUUGCUGCAGUUCCUUUCAUUCUGUGGUUAGCACAGUCAAUUACAAAUGCAAUCAUAAAAGAUUUCUUGAUUUUGAAGGGUCCAUGUCCUAAUUGUGGUACUGAAAACACCUCAUUCUUUGGGACUAUAUUGUCAAUUUCAAGUGGUGAUUCAACCAACAAAGUCAAAUGUGAGAAUUGUGCGACUGUGAUGGUAUAUGAUUCAACUACAAGAUUGAUAACAUUGGCAGAAGGAAGCUAGGGUGAGUCAAGUCAAGAAAUUAUGAGAGUCUUCCUCUGGCUAAAGGCCAUGAACACCAUUGGUUUGAUAUGUAUGAUUAUGUGAUAUUUGUAUAGCAUACAAAGAAUUUUUCAUUGGGAGAGAUGGGUUAUGAGGAUCCUUAACUCCAAUUAUUGACUUUUUUAAUUAAUUAACAUAGUUGGUAUA
This is a messenger RNA of Lathyrus oleraceus (garden pea), 1263 nucleotides long. RefSeq names its product PGR5-like protein 1A, chloroplastic. Bases 124 to 1077 code for a protein of 317 amino acids. The transcript has 9 exons. Lineage: Eukaryota; Viridiplantae; Streptophyta; Magnoliopsida; Fabales; Fabaceae. The record is from RefSeq and is a predicted model, not a curated record. Gene Ontology annotation, molecular function: oxidoreductase activity, acting on iron-sulfur proteins as donors. Gene Ontology annotation, biological process: photosynthetic electron transport in photosystem I. Gene Ontology annotation, cellular component: chloroplast thylakoid membrane.